This is a messenger RNA of Anneissia japonica, 1361 nucleotides long. RefSeq lists its product as uncharacterized. Bases 182 to 979 code for a protein of 265 amino acids. NCBI's taxonomy places the organism in Eukaryota, Metazoa, Echinodermata, Crinoidea, Comatulida, Comatulidae. The transcript has a single exon. The record is from RefSeq and is a predicted model, not a curated record.
UCGUUGGUAUUUGAUCAAAUAAUGCUCUAUUGUAAAAAGUUCAACUAUAACGUCAGUUCCACGGUUUCGAUACUAAAUAUGUUUUGGGAUUUUUACAGAUAAAAAGAGAGUCAAUUCAAUAAUUUGUAUUUUCAGACUUCUUACUUGCCGUCAUUGUUGCAUUGUAUAUCUUAACAUAAAGAUGUCUGCUCUUACUCUAACAUUGAUAUUGCUAGCGAGUGAUUUUUUUAGUUGCCAUGGAGCAGCAUUUGCAACCUCAAAUCCACGGGAACACGCUCAUGAGUCAAUUGUCAGCACAUUUGGAGAGACAGUUAUACUGCACUGCAGCGUUAGCAGUGAGAUCUACCAUAGCACGAUUGUGCAAUGGAUAUUUCAAGAUGCCAAUGAGGUCCUAACGCAAGGAAAGUUUUUGCAAACAUUAAAUGCUGACAAACGAAGUCGGUAUUCUGUGAGUAUAGGCAGCAAUUUUGAUUUACGAAUAAACAAUGUUCAGUCUAAAGACAUAGGAACAUAUAUAUGCAGGUCAACAGUUUCCACUGGAAAGUAUGAAACUAUUGCAACAAGAGUGCUAUUUGCAGACUCUCAGAAACACCACGAAGCACCAGUUAUGGAGGAGCAAAAUUUUCCAGAACAUGUAGAAACGUCAGAUAUACCAAAAACCGGUGACAUGAUUACGAGAGACCCUCCUAAAAGUGGUGAAAACAGUCAAGGUUCUACAAGCAGCAGACAUUACGACGCACUAUCUGUCUUCGGUCUGAUUUCAGGAAUCGCUCUUAUGAUUGGUAUUGUAGGGUCUAUCGCAUGGAAGAACGGAAAGAAAAGUGGGAGAAAGCAUGUCGAGAACAAAGCCUCAGCUGAGGAACCUAAAAAAUAUGGCUUAAAUGAUUCAAAGUCCGAAGUACCGUUAAGGAACGGUCGGAUGAUGAGAGGGUUUGACAGUGACCCAAACCUUGUUAAAGCUAGUGGCUUCAAGUAUUAGAACUUGCUUAAUUUUUAAACACUGUUGGAGUAAUGAUGAACGUAAUUGCAUUUAUUUACAGGCUCAAAAAGGUACAAGGAUUUUUAAAAUGAAUAGUUGAUAUGUAGCAUAACUACGGCUCACUCACUUAAAAAUAUCUUUAAUAUGUUACAAACCCGGAUCUAUAUAAAUAUUAUUAUAAUAGUUAUUGUCGUGAUAUAUUAUUAUUAUUAUUAUUAUUAUUAUUAUUAUUAUUAUUAUUAUUAUUAGCCUAUUAAUAAUAAUAAUAAUAAUAUAAUAAUAAUAAUAAUAAUAAUAAUAAUAAUAAUACCUGUACUAUGUUGUUAAAAUUUAGUAUAAAAGCUACUGUAUUUAACAGAAAUUUGCUUUUUAUCCAAUUAGG